AUGAAUUCUUCGGGAACUCAUACCGUCCUUCGGCUUACCGACCGUAAAUCGCGGAACAGCCUGACCGAAUUCCGAGAGCUCCGACCAUGGGCCGGAAAGGGUGAAGUCCUCGUCAAGGACCGAAGUGUGGCCUUGAACUUCCCAGACCUUGCCAUUGCUACUGGAACGUACGCGCAUCCCGUGAAAGAUCGAGUCAUCCCCGGCUCCGAUGCGGCGGGAGACAUUGUCAUGGUUGGCAAAGAUGUCCGCGGAUUCGCUAUAGGUGACAAGGUGGUCAUCGCCUAUGACCAGAUGACACGCACUGGACCGAUCAAGUCUUGCCAACGCAAUGCGUUGCUGCUGGUUCACUACGUUGCAGUAGGCCAUGCACCAGGGCCUACACUAGAGGGUCAAAGUGUAGCCUUUCCCAUAUAUAAGAAAGUACACCACCCCCAAGCCUAUUAA
Molecule: messenger RNA, 444 nt
Organism: Penicillium bovifimosum
Lineage: Eukaryota; Fungi; Ascomycota; Eurotiomycetes; Eurotiales; Aspergillaceae
Exons: 1
Coding region: 1-444 (147 amino acids)
Source: RefSeq, a predicted model, not a curated record